This is a messenger RNA of Rhizopus microsporus ATCC 52813, 753 nucleotides long. RefSeq names its product Nucleotidylyl transferase. Gene Ontology annotation, cellular component: nucleus; cytoplasm. The transcript has a single exon. Lineage: Eukaryota; Fungi; Mucoromycota; Mucoromycetes; Mucorales; Rhizopodaceae. The record is from RefSeq and is a predicted model, not a curated record. Gene Ontology annotation, molecular function: ATP hydrolysis activity; nicotinamide-nucleotide adenylyltransferase activity. The coding region runs from base 1 to 753 and encodes 250 amino acids.
AUGGCUGCUUCCAUUAGUGAUUCUCGACAAGAGACAACAAUUACAGAGAUUAUCAAGACAAAUGCGAACAGUGACUUCUACUUGACUUAUAAAUCAGCCGAGACUUGGCCAAAUAAAAGAGACAGCUGUUGUCGCAUGUUGAUUCUCGAUUCCUCAUUCAACCCACCCACUCGAGCUCAUGCCAACCUUUUACACAAGUCCAUUCAAACCUAUCCUCCUGAUCACUUUGACGCUCUCUUACUUUUACUAUCUACCAAGAAUGCAGAUAAACAGCUGACAGGCGCGACUGUCGUCCAAAGAGUGCAGAUGAUGGAACUGAUGGCUGCCCGCUACCCUAACAGUGCAGUCGGCCUCACACCACACGCCAAGUUUGUUGACAAGGCAGCUCAUAUCCAGGCGUGGUUACCAGACGUCCGACUAGAACUUUAUUUUAUUAUGGGGUACGACACGAUCGUCCGACUGCUUGAUCCCAAGUAUUACAUGCCGAGGCCCGUGAUGGAGGCACUUGGUCCGUUCUUGAACACAUGUCAUAUUAUCUGUGCGGAUCGAGGAGAAGGUGAAGAGCAGAGAGCGUUCUGGGACAAGCUAGAGCUCGGUACAUGUUCGAUUCGACGUAUACAGCUUGACCCUGUUUUUGCAGCUCUGUCAAGUACGAUGGCUAGAACAAGGAUCAUACAAGGCCAGUCUGUAUUGAGUGUAUUGGACCCUGAUAUCGCACGAUUUGUGCAAGAUCAUCAUAUUUAUUCUCAAUAA